AUGAAUUAUGUCCAUCUGAAGGGGAGAAAAAUAGCAAACACUAUUCGCAGAACGGUGAUUGGCGUGGAGCCGGAUAGAAUUAGUUGCUUACCAGGUCAUGUAAUAGAUCAGAUUCUCUCAUACUUGCCAAUUAGGGAAGCAGUGAAAACAAGUGUUUUGUCCAGUGAAUGGAGGAAUAAAUGGCACACACUACCAAAUAUUGUGUUUGAUUUAAAUUGUGUCUCUAAUAUUGAAGCUAUCAAAGAUCCUUCAAUUUUUAUGAGCAAGCUGUUGAGAAUUGUUGAUCAUGUACUUCUACUUCAUUCUGGACCGAUCAACAAGUUCCAGCUCUCCGACCCCGGUUGUGAUCUCAGUGAUGUUAACUCUGUGGCUGAUAUUGAUCGGUGGAUUCUUCGUCUAACAGAAAAGUCUAUUAAAGAGUUCGUGUUGCAAAUCUUUGUAGCGAAGAAGUACUAUAAGAUACCCCAAUGCUUGUUCUCAUGUCAAAGUUUACAGAAUUUAAAAUUAGACUGUUGUUGUAUUCAACCUCCAACAACGUUUAAAGGCUUCAAGAACUUGAAAAGUCUUGAACUAUAUCAGGUUACAAUGGCUCAAGAUGCUUUUGAAAACUUGAUAUCCGGCUGCCACCUGCUAGAAGAUUUGAAAUUGUUAUAUCUUGAAGGUUUAACCCAACUUAAUAUCCAUGCACCAAAUCUGAAGAAAUUUCUCAUCGUUGGUGAUUUUGUGGAUUUUAGCUUUGACAACACUUUCCAAUUAACUGAGUUAGGUUUAUUUUCUUUUGACUCUCGAAGCAAUCAUAGUCAAUUGCGUGGAUGCUCAAGUGAUGUGCCGGUAAAACUUCCGACACCUUGUAUCAAUUUAAGUUCUCUUUUCAUAUGCAUAAGGUUCAAUGACUUGAAACAAAUUUUGGCUGCUCUUUGCUUGCUUAGAAGCUCACCUAAUCUUCGAAGAUUGGAAAUAGCUGCAAAGCUUGAGAAACAUACUGACCUUUUAACACCCGCCUCCUAUUGUUGGAAAGAUGUCUUUUUGGAGCCACCCGUGCCCCUCCGAGUGCGCCAUGUGAGCAUAAAAGGAAUCUCUGACAAUACAUCUGAAUUAGAUUUUAUCAGAUUUCUACUUAUGUAUUCUCCCAUGCUAGAAAAGAUGACGGUGAAGCUUGAAAUAAACGUCACACCCGAGUUGAUGACAAAAAUUAUUCAGUUCAAGAGAGCAUCGGAACAAGCUGAAGUUAUUUACCAAGAGAAUGAUUCUUCGUAA
Medicago truncatula (barrel medic) is the source of this 1257-nucleotide messenger RNA. Its product is annotated as F-box/FBD/LRR-repeat protein At1g13570. NCBI's taxonomy places the organism in Eukaryota, Viridiplantae, Streptophyta, Magnoliopsida, Fabales, Fabaceae. The transcript is spliced from 3 exons. Bases 1 to 1257 code for a protein of 418 amino acids. Gene Ontology annotation, molecular function: protein binding. The record is from RefSeq and is a predicted model, not a curated record.